CCUGGAGGGGGUGCGCUCCCGGACGGGCCCAGGAAGCACCCGCAGGUGCCUGCGCUUGCCGGGCACAUCUCGUGCCCGCUUCGAGCCACUUUGUAAAGGGGGAAGCGGUGCAGAGAGUCUAGGGACGUGGCCAAGGUCACCCAGCCCAGAGAUCGUGACAGGGGUGGCGGCCGGGCGCUCGGGCGCCCUCGGGGGGCCCUCAGCCGCAGCCGAACAGGUGAGGGGUCCUCAGACCACCUAGCGAGGCUCCAGAAGCCCCUGCAGAAAGGCGCGGUCACCGAGGAAACGGCGGGGCGUGCGCCGUGAGCCCCGAGUGGUCGGAGACCCGAGUGUGAAGGGGGAUUUGUUGCCGGCGGAAGCCGGUGUCGCCGGCGGGUGCGCGCGGGAAGGGAGGCUCGCAAUGGGAGCGCCGAGGGACGGCGCGGCAAGUACUGGUGGGUAAUCACAGCCGCACUCUGGGGGAGUCUGGUGUGGGUGACACGGUUUCUGCUCUGGGUGCGGAAGGAGGGCUCUGAAGCGAAGGCUGCUGGGCUGCAAAACGGGAGGAGCCCGUCUUGGAGGGUCGAAGCCAGGCUCCCCAGCCUCCGUUCUCAAGUGGGCGCUUCUUGCACAUCCCCGUGCGCAGGAAUCCAGUCGGCUCAGAUGCUAACACACAGGAGCAUCAGGCCCAUGCUGCUGCUGGCUCAGAUGCCUCAGGCUCGGCAUGGGCCCUCUCAGCUCAAGCCCCCGGCCCUCCACGUGAAGUCCUGGCUCUCGUCAAAGCAGGGCCCCGAAGAGACGGGCAGGCAGGGCCAGCCCCAGGGCCCUGGGCUGCGAACUAGGCUGCUGGUCACAGCCUUGUUUGGGGCUGGGUUGGGUGGGGUCUGGCUGGCCAUGAGGGCUGAGAAGGAGCAGCAGCAGCAGCAAAGGCGGACAGAGGCCCUGCGCCAGGCCUCCGUGGGCCAGGGUGACUUUAGCCUGCUGGACCACUGCGGCCGAGCUCGCUGCAAAGCUGACUUCCGGGGCCAGUGGGUGCUGAUGUACUUUGGCUUCACUCACUGUCCGGACAUCUGCCCUGAUGAGCUGGAGAAGCUGGUGCAGGUGGUACAGCAACUGGAGGCUGAGCCUGGCCUGCCCCCCGUGCAGCCCAUCUUCAUCACUGUGGACCCGGAGCGGGACGAUGUUGCAGCCAUGGCCCGCUAUGUGCGGGACUUCCACCCACGGCUGCUGGGCCUGACUGGCUCCGCGGAGCAGGUUGCCCAGGUUAGCCACAGCUACCGGGUGUACUACAGCGCUGGCCCUAAGGACGAGGAUCAGGAUUACAUUGUGGACCACUCCAUUGCCAUCUACCUGCUCAACCCUGACGGCCUCUUCACAGACUAUUACGGCCGGGCCAGGUCAGCCGAGCAGAUUGCAGACAGCGUGCGGCACCACAUGGCCGCCUUCCGCAGUGUCCUGCAUGGGUCGGGCCAUUAAAGGGCGUGGUGGAGCUGUGUGUGCGUGAACUGUACCGGCUGCCUUGGAAGCCACAGCAGGAAAGGGCCUAGCGCCUGAGUGCAGCUGGGGUGCUGGAGGUGGGCAGCGAUCUCUGCACAGAGCAGGAACCUUCUCAAGGAAUAGGUUGGAUGGAAACCACUUUAUUAGGCUGGGCCAGCCAGGAAGUAGGUGGGAGUGAGCAGCUGUGUGCCCAGUA
Molecule: messenger RNA, 1672 nt
Organism: Molossus molossus (Pallas's mastiff bat)
Lineage: Eukaryota; Metazoa; Chordata; Mammalia; Chiroptera; Molossidae
Product: protein SCO2 homolog, mitochondrial-like
Exons: 2
Coding region: 643-1455 (270 amino acids)
Biological process (GO): intracellular copper ion homeostasis; mitochondrial respiratory chain complex IV assembly
Cellular component (GO): mitochondrial inner membrane
Molecular function (GO): copper chaperone activity; copper ion binding
Source: RefSeq, a predicted model, not a curated record